Lichtheimia ornata is the source of this 261-nucleotide messenger RNA. RefSeq lists its product as uncharacterized. The transcript has 2 exons. Lineage: Eukaryota; Fungi; Mucoromycota; Mucoromycetes; Mucorales; Lichtheimiaceae. The record is from RefSeq and is a predicted model, not a curated record. Bases 1 to 261 code for a protein of 86 amino acids.
AUGAGCGUCCUCACCAGCGUUUCCGGUUUUGCAGCAUUCGGUGUUCUUGUUCGCACUUACGCUCUCGGUCUGCAAAGACGUCCUCUCUUGUCCAACCCAAGCUCACAUUUGGCUGCUGCCGUUGUCUUUGGUGGUGUCGGCUACUUUAUGAACGGUGUCCUUGAACGUCAAAACGCCUUAAUUGAAGGAAAGAAGGAUAUCUUGCUCCAACACCGUGCACGAGCUGAGGAAAUCGCUGCUAAGCAACAAGCUGCCCAAUAA